Williopsis jadinii is the source of this 1728-nucleotide messenger RNA. It is a transcript of the gene VPS45, whose product is annotated as Vps45p. The record is from RefSeq and is a predicted model, not a curated record. NCBI's taxonomy places the organism in Eukaryota, Fungi, Ascomycota, Saccharomycetes, Phaffomycetales, Wickerhamomycetaceae. The coding region runs from base 1 to 1728 and encodes 575 amino acids. Gene Ontology annotation, biological process: vesicle-mediated transport; intracellular protein transport. The transcript has a single exon. Gene Ontology annotation, cellular component: Golgi membrane.
AUGCCAGGAUCAAAGAUCAGGGUACUACUGCUGGACUCCUACACCACGAGUGUUGUGUCGUUGAAUUGUACACAGUCUGAGCUGCUACAGCACGAUAUCUACUUGAUUAAUCGUAUCGACAACGCGAACCGGGAUAAGAUGAGACACCUCAAGUGCAUUUGCUACCUUAAGCCAUGCGAUGAGUCUAUCAACUGCCUGCUUGAGGAGUUGCGCAAUCCCAAGUACUCGUCCUAUGAGUUGUACUUCAACAAUGCCCUGAGCAAGUCGCAGCUGGAGAGGCUGGCGGAGAGCGAUGACCUGGAGGUUGUGACGAAAGUGGAGGAACUGUUCCAGGAUUAUCUCACUGUAGACAAGACCUUGUACUCCUUAGCACUUCAGGCACCGAAGAAUAGGAUCUAUGGAGAUUCAAUGGGCACAUGGCAAGGAUCGUCAUUCAACACAUGUACGCAGGGGUUGCUCUCACUGUUGUUGUCCUUGAAGUUGAAGCCGGUGAUUAGGUACGAGGCCAACAGUAAGAUGGGCUCAAAAUUGGCGAAGGAGAUCUUGUACAACGUUGAAAAGACCAACAGUUCGUUGUUUGACUUCAAGUUGAGGGAUUCCCCGCCUCUGCUGCUCAUACUGGAUCGAAAGAACGAUCCAAUCACACCACUGUUGACGCCCUGGACCUUCCAAUCCAUGGUUCAUGAACUCAUAGGCAUCGAAAACAACACUGUGGAUCUGGCCAACGUCCCCGGGAUCUCGCAAGACCUGAAGAAGAUUGUACUCAGCUCAAGGCAGGACAAGUUCUACCAAGAGUCCAUGUACCUCAACUUUGGAGAUUUGAGUGAUAAGAUCAAAGACUACGUGUCUCAGUACAAAUCAAAGACCAAGUCUUCCAAGGACAUCAACUCCAUAGAGGACAUGAAGAAGUUCAUCGAGGAGUUCCCAGAGUUCAAGAAGCUAUCCGGCAACGUGUCCAAGCACAUGACAUUGGCAUCGGAAUUGGAUAGACGUAUCAACAGAGGAAGACUCUGGGAAGUCAGCGAAUUGGAGCAGAACAUGUCAUGCCAUGAUCAACAUAACUCGGACCUCCAGGAAUUGGAAACAUUGCUGCUGAACAGACAAACAGAUCCUCAAAAGCAAGUCAAACCUAUCCCUGACGAUACGAAAGUUCGUCUUGUCGCCAUAUACGCAUUGCGUUAUGAGUCGAACUCCAAUAACCAAACCACCCGUCUUAAGAACCUGCUCAAAGAGCAGGGAAUCCCACUCUACAAGAUUGCUAUCAUCGACACGCUUCUACAGAUGAGUGGCUCACGUUCACGUCUCGAUGACGGCCAGUCCAUCUUUGACAAGGCAACUUCGAACCUGAUCACCGGGUUCAAGACCUCACACGCUACUGAUAACCUCUUCAUGCAACACGUUCCAAGGCUGGAGAACGUGCUGAGCAGAGCUGCCAGGGGUAAAUUGAACGAAAGUCUGUACCCAAUAUUGAACCCAUACGGUAGUUCUUUACCUAUUUCGAGCCAGGAUAAGGCUCAAGACAUUGUUGUGUUCUUUGUUGGUGGUGCCACGUAUGAAGAGGCUCGAAUCGUACACUCGUUGAACGAGCUCAACAAGGGAAUACGCAUUGUGCUUGGAGGAACCACUAUACACAACUCAAAGAGCUUUAUGGAUGACAUCGAAGAUGCUGGCGACAGAUGGCCAAAACCAACUGCAGAGCAAAGACUACAUCAGAGGGUACAGUUGUAG